GUGUGGGAAAGUUGUUAGUAGGACUUCUUUCCUGCUUCAGCAACAUGAGGCUUUUCUUGUGGAACGCGAUCUUGAUGCUGCUAGUCACUUCUUUGAUUGGGGCUCUGAUCCCUGAACCAGAAGUGAAAAUUGAAGUUCUCCAGAAGCCAUUCAUCUGCCAUCGCAAAACCAAGGGAGGGGAUUUGAUGUUGGUCCACUAUGAAGGCUAUUUAGAAAAGGAUGGCUCUCUAUUUCAUUCCACUCACAAACAUAACAACGGUCAGCCCAUUUGGUUUACCCUGGGCAUCCUGGAGGCUCUGAAAGGUUGGGACCAGGGUUUGAAAGGAAUGUGUGUAGGAGAGAAGAGAAAGCUCAUCAUUCCUCCUGCUCUGGGCUAUGGAAAAGAAGGAAAAGGUAAAAUUCCUCCAGAGAGUACACUGAUAUUCAACAUUGAUCUCCUAGAGAUUCGAAAUGGACCAAGAUCCCAUGAAUCAUUCCAAGAAAUGGAUCUUAAUGAUGAUUGGAAACUCUCUAAAGAUGAGGUUAAAGUGUAUUUAAAGAAGGAAUUUGAGAAGCAUGGUGCGGUGGUGAAUGAAAGUCAUCAUGAUGUGUUGGUGGAGGAUAUUUUUGAUAAAGAAGAUGAAGAUAAAGAUGGAUUUAUAUCUGCCAGAGAAUUUACAUAUAAACAUGAUGAGUUAUAGAGAUAUGUCUACCCAUUUUGUAUAGCAUCCAUCUUAAACGAGAGGGUUAUCAUCUUUAAAGAUGUUUUUUAACAAUGUUCUGUUCUUGCUUUUGUUUUUUAUUUUUAUAUAUUUUUCUGACUCUUAUUUAAAGAACCCCUUAGGGUUUCUAAGUACCCAUUUCUUUCUGGUAAGUUAUUGGGAAGAAAAAAUUAAUUUGAAUAGAAGACUUCUGGACUAUUUUCCACUUUUAUACAUGAAGAUUUGUUUUACUUUCUUAGCUGUCAUUUAAAAAUAUUGCAGCUGGGAACAUACCAUAACAUGAGACUAAGUUAUAGGACAAA
Messenger RNA from Lemur catta (Ring-tailed lemur), 1003 nucleotides. It is a transcript of the gene FKBP14, whose product is annotated as FKBP prolyl isomerase 14. NCBI's taxonomy places the organism in Eukaryota, Metazoa, Chordata, Mammalia, Primates, Lemuridae. Gene Ontology annotation, molecular function: peptidyl-prolyl cis-trans isomerase activity; calcium ion binding. The record is from RefSeq and is a predicted model, not a curated record. The transcript is spliced from 5 exons. Bases 45 to 680 code for a protein of 211 amino acids.